Molecule: messenger RNA, 5344 nt
Organism: Podarcis lilfordi (Lilford's wall lizard)
Lineage: Eukaryota; Metazoa; Chordata; Lepidosauria; Squamata; Lacertidae
Source: the annotation of a GenBank genome assembly
UCUUUGUCAGAAGGCGAGAGAACGGAGCCCCUGCGUUUAUUUCCCGCCUCCACAACUCGCGCGGAGGAAGCGAGGGUAGAAUUCAUGGGUUACCAUGGAGACGAGGCGACGCCGUCCCCGCUCGGAAUCUGGGCCUCCGCCCCAAAGAGACGCAGUUCGAUAUCCGGUAUCGCAUGGAGCUUUUUGCCUUUCUAACGGGUCUUCCGGCACAAAGAGGCCAGGGAUAGAGCGGCUCCGCUCUGCGUCCAUUCGGUCUAACACGCUUCUCCGACUCUGACCUUUCUGCCUCCGCCAACGCUGCGCGCCACUCCGCCCUCUCCCGCUUCCGUGCCGUCAGCUUCGCCGGAAGUGGGUUUCCUGCGUAGCGGUUUCCAUGGCGAUGGAAGAUGGCGCCUCGCAGUAAGUCAGGGUCCCGGCAGCGUUCUAGGGCCCUGGGGGCUGCGAGGUCACGUGACCGCGACUGAUCCCCGUGGAAGGCUCGGCUCCUCUUCAGUCCAGCCCCGCUCGCUCAGGGCCUCCCAGGACACCCCGAGUCCUGCAGCAGGGACAGGAACCGGGCUCCGGCUGCAGCCCGGCAGCGACGGCGGGGAUCCGACGGCAUCCCGCCAAGCGCUCCCCAGCCGGGAGGAAUAGCCGGAGCGAAGGGGAAGGAGGCAGAGUGGCCCCCGUGUCCCCAGAGCCUGAUGCGGGCCUCUUGGCUCCCCCUCGCGCUGAGCUCCCCCAGACAAACCAUCCUGCCAAAGGAGGGUGGUAGACUUGGGGCCACGUCCUGCGGGAGGCUGCCCCUUAGCAACCCUCUCGUAGUGUAAAGUGCCCAAAUACGGGGUUUUGGACCCAUCCAAGGGGUUCUCAGAUCGGUGGGCUGGGGUUUAUAUUCUCUGCUGCUGGUUGGUUUCCCUUUGCCUGAGGUAUGUUAGACCAUUUGCUGAGGUUCCACGCUAAGCUGGUGAGGUCGCAGCAUCCCAAUUUUGAGCUCACAACGUCCAGUGCAAAUACUAGAAAGGCAAAAUGGAGAGUGGCUGCACACAGGGCUUGUGUUUUCUGCCCUUGUCCAGCCAGCCCUGUACAAAUAUUGGCGUCCCCUAAUGGCUGUUGUCAUCUCAGGGCUUCCAUUUUGACAAUCUUCACUCUGUUGACUGAGUUUAGAACAGAACUGAGACUGUCUCAUUGCUGCUUGGCUUCUUAGCAGCAGUUUCUGCUUGACUCACACCCUUUGCCCAUCUCCUUUCCGAGGGAAAACCCACCUUGGGGUAGAUUGGAACAAAUGGCAGUCCUGGGAAAACCAGAAUUGCCAUUGGCUCUGAUUCAGCUCAAAAGCAGGGGGAAAGCAGGGCGACAAGAGGAAGUGUACAUGAACCCUAAUAUAGUCUCUCAAGAAAGUUUGUACUGCUCCUCUUUGAGAGAAGGUGAGAGUGGAACACAAAAUGUGUACCCCAUAGAUAAUCAUGUUCUGGUUUCACCUCCUAGAUCGCCAGCUUUCCUCCACUCCUCUGGAGAUUCUCCUGUUCCUGAAUGGCUGGUAUUACGCAACAUAUUUUCUGCUGGAGAUUUUCAUAUUUGUCUAUAAAGGUGAGUCUUUGAAGGGAUGAUGUGUUUGGGUUGCCUGCAGAAGGGUUUUUUUACGCAUUUACCUUGUGGCUCUCAGCUGAAGAAAGUGAAAGAACAAAGUGGAUAGUGAAAUUAUUUAUUUCUCACCUAGCUGCUUGAGAGUUCACAGCCUUUUUCAGAACCAUCCAUGUCCCAAUGUUUGUUGCUUUGCUGUUCUCUUAAUGCAUAUGUCCAUUUGUGCACCCACUUAGGACUCCUGUUGCCCUACCCCUCUGCCAAUUUGGCUUUGGACCUGAUUAUGCUUUUUCUCUAUCUUGGGAUUGAAGUGACCCGGAUAUUUUUUGGUGAGUAUUCAAUAAAAAUGUUCUUACGAGUAGUGCACUCACCUGCCAUUUUGUGAGGAUCUUUGAUGGCACUUGACCUGAAAAGAUGACUCCUGGGGAAACCCAGCCAGAUGGGCAGGAUAUGAAUAAAAUUAGUUGUUGUUGUUGUGGUUCACUCAUCGAUAAAUUCUGCUUCUCCAACAGCAAAGGUGUUUGAGAGUAGAGUAGUUGAGCAGAGUGUAAAUUGCUGACAGUGCCUUCACUCCCAUCAUUCCAGGCCUUCCUAAUUAUUCUGCUGAACUGGAAUAGGUGCCUCCAAUGAAAUGAUGCCCAAAGGCUGAAAAAGGGGCUCUGUGGUACAUUCCCUAAUUCGGGAGUAGGUAGGAGGCAAGACAACAUUAUGUGGGUGGAAAUAUGAGAUCCCAUUCAUCCAGUCUGACUGUCCUUCCUGACCUGAGACUAGCUUAUGAACUACAGUACAAAUGUUAAAUGCAAAAUCCCAUUCCUUAUUCUCAGUUAAAUGAUUAUUGAUUCAGGUAGAUAGCUGUGUUGCUCUGAUGCAGUCGAAAUAAUUUUUUUUAAAAAAGUUAUUACUUUUUUUAAAUUAAAAAAUGUUCACAGUUGUCAACAGGUUUACCAUACCCAUUGAGCCAAUCACCCAUCUCCUACUACCCUUCCAAGAAAUACCCCACCCCACCUCCCAUUAUAUAUAAGGAUCUGGUGAUUUCGGUUUCAGUGUAUCUGAAGAAGUGUGCAUGCACACGAAAGCUUAUACCAGAACAAAUUUAGUUGGUCUCGAAGGUGCUACUGGACAAUUUUUUAACUUAUUUAGUUAAAUGAGUUAAAUGAGAACUGAUCCCUGAGUUAAAUGAGAACAGGUCUAUGCAUUUGCUUUUUCAUAUUUUCUGUGUAUGGCAGGCUCAAAAGGGAACCUCUGUCAACGGAAAGUGCCCCUUGCUAUCAGUCUGGCUUUAACCUUUCCAGCAGCAGUGAUGGCAGCCUAUUAUCUGCUGCUGCAGACUUAUGCUCUGCGGCUGGAGGCCAUCCUUAAUGCUAUCCUCCUCCUCUUCUAUGCUGUGGAGCUGUUACUGGGUGUUCUCACUCUGGCUGCCUUCUCCAGGUACUUUACUUCCCUACCAUUAUGGUAUUUUAUGGAAAUAUUUUUUUAUGUGCAUUGAUUAGAUUUUGUUUCUUAAGACACUGACUGUAUUUACAUGUAAUGUUGGGUUUAGUGCUAAGUAAAGUUUCAGGCUUGUGUGUGAGUCCCCAUAUCCUCUUCCUUUAUGGCUGGGAGGACUUGGAAGGAUUUACUUUCACUUUUAAAUCCCUAUUUAGCAUCAUGUUGGAACCAAGAAUCCUGGUUUAAAACAACAAAAGUCCUGUGGCACAUUAAAAAGUAACAAAUUAGUUAUGACAUAAGUUUUCAUGGACUAGCUUAAGCUGUAAUAAAUGUGUUAGCUUAGCCUUUAAUGUCCCCCCAAGACUGGACAAUAUUCAACCAUAUAUCCACACUAGUGCAAGGAUUAGUAUUAGUACAGUGGGACUUCUGUGCCCCAUGCCAUUCCCAGAGCAGAUUUAAGGGGCAUGCAGGUGGGGAAUAUGCUCAAUUGCACAAGGAGAAAUCUUUCUUCUUAGCGCUGUGUUGAAUGCAAACCUUUCUGUUAUACUCUCUGGAAAUUGGUAUACUGUAACUCUGAUCGGUUUAAGAAGCCAACUUCAUAACCCAUAGUGUUAAGUUGAUUUAUUAUGGCACUUACCAGAGUUUUAAACCAGGAUUCCUGGUUCAGACAUAAUGCUAAGCUAGGAUUCUUUAAAAGGAGAAUUAAAUAGAGAACAUAAAAUCCUGCUGAAGUCCUCCUUGGCUGUUGUGGGAGAACAUGCAAGUUUGACGUUCUUUUUCUGAUUGAUUCAGGCUCAAUGAUGUAAUGCUAAAUUGCACAGGUGGCUUAUCAUAUAUUUAUGUUGGUUGGCUUAUUUCUUCAAACAGGGGAAUCAAUGGAAUAGAACAUGGGCUCCCCAGAUGUUGCUAGACAACUUCCAUCAUCACUGACUAUUGGCUAUGGUGGGAGUUGGAUUCCAACAUCUGGAGGGCUGCAGGUUCCCCAUCCUUGGAAUAGGUGUUCAGUUUGUUCCAAUGUAAAUUGGGUAAGAAGGCAGAGGUAUUUGCUGUCGCUGUUGCUAAGAUCCUCAAGUUUCGCUCUCUAUUUUCUGCAGUUUGGACUCUUACUGAGAACCUUUGUGGGCUGCAAUGUAUCGAACCGUGUGCUCUUCAGAUUGGAGAGAGGCUGCAUGAACCCUCCAUUUCUGUGGCUGGAACAAGAUGAGGUGUGGGUCCAAUUCCCCCAAUAAGCUGAAAGAAGGCGGCUCAACUUCUCAUUUCAAGCUCAUUCAGGUAGAGCACCAUUAGCAGGGUCUCCGGUGUCUGGAAACAGUUUUCAUGAGAUGACAGACCCACCCACCCUAACUAAGCUUGCAAUCCUCCUGGAGGGCGCCAGUUGAUCCAUUCCAACUUUGUACCUUGGGUAGUUGACUCUCGCAAGUCAAAAGACUAUGGGCCAGUGAAUGCCACCUAAUAAUCAGACUUUGCCUGCAGCUGGUGUGUCCUUUGAAUUCCCCAGCGUGGUACAUUCUAACAACUCAAGACUCUAGCAUGUGUGCAGUGACUCAGGAGGGCAGUCUUGCUCAUCCUCUCUAAUUGUUGUGUUACCUCCUGUGCCCUUUUCCUGAAUGGGGGUAGGGAUAAGGGCAGCAGGCCUUGUGCCCCUUCCUCCCAAAUCAGUGUUGUUAUUGGUGUGUAUUGACAAUUUGUGAUACUUGGUUUUCUACUGCAUCCUUGGAAUAAAUAUUUAUUUUUAAACUACUGUAGCUAUGUGGAGCUUCAGACAAACAUUGGUACACUGGGAGAACAGCGGUGCUCCUAGAAGCAUGGGGGACCCCUCUUGGGGUGAAGAGAGGUACACAUCUUUAACAUAACUGAGGCUUUGCAAAUCAUCCUAACUGCAUGAAGGUGGUUCAGAAGGGACCUCAUGGGCACAGAAAGUUUUUGCAUAAGGAAAUUCACAUUCAAGGGUCCUGGCUUGGGUCUGCUGUAGGUAGCAGAGCUUUCAUUUAGAGUUCAAGUAUGCCCUGUGUGAGGGAGGAUCUACAGAGGAAGGGUCAUUUCCAAGAGGUCUAACACAUGGGCCAAUUGGGCAUCAGUUGAGAUAAGCAUGAAGUAAGCCCACACAGAAAAAGUUUAUUGGUGGGAAGAGCAAGGUCAGAUGCUCUUAGAAAUGGAACAGUGUUGCUCCAGAUGCGUCUGAAGCCCCUGCCCAUAGUCGGCCUCCUUGCUCAGCCACAAAAAACUUGUUGUUGGGUGCUUUGAUGAUCAGGCAACUGGAGGAUGCAAACUGGAUGGUGAAAUUGCUGGGACGGUCACUGUUUACCAAGAUUUGUCCAUCGUUAUCCAGAGCCCAGUACUUGCUGCCUGUAGG